UUAUUUUAAAUAACAUUAUGCUAUUUUAAUAAGACGUAUAAUUUUUGAUAUACAAUAUAUCAAUUGUUUGGUUAUUAUUUGGAUAUAUUAGAUAAUAUUUAGCUUUUUCGAUUCAACUGUAAACGUGAAAAGUAAACGGCUGACUAAUGACAAUUAUUUUUGAUUAAAUUAAUACCUAAAUUGGCCAGGUCAAGGUAAGUUUUGUUUUUUUAGAUUAAUGAAAGGUCUGUAUUUUUUGGCAAAUUUGAGUAUGUUUGGUAUUUAAAUGCCCGGUUUUUCUAUAAAUUUUGGUGUAUUGUAAAAUGUUCGGAUUAAUGUUCAUGAUAUAUUUUAGAUUAUUUAAUAUUUUUGUGUAUUUUAAAUAGUCAUUUUGUGAUUUCAAAUAUAAUUUUAUAAAAUAAUAUUAAAAAUAUUUUGAUCCACGAUGUUGAACUUUUUUCACUUAUUGAUGCAAAAUUGAUUUAAACAAUGACAAAAAAUUUCAUAUCUUAAUAAUUGAGCUUUUAUCAUUUGUUUUUAUUUAAAUGUGGUAUUUGUUUGAAAUAGAUUUAAAGAUUAUAUAUAUGAUUUAAUAGUAUAGAUAUUUUAUAUUGAAGAACAAUGUGUUCUCGUUAUUGAAAUUUAGUAACGAUAUGAAUUUUCUAUUUUAAUUGAAAAUGAGUUUCUCUUGUCAUAUAUUUGUUCUAUAGCUCCAACCAUAAUUUUACACAAUUCUUAUCCUUAUAUUAUUUAGAAGAUAGUACUUUUUUGACAUGUUCUUUCAAACGUGAAUAUCUUUUUUGAUGACCACUUUAAUAAAAUUUGCAUGAAUUUAUAUUUUUUUAUUAGACAACAAAUAAUUUAAAUUUUUUUGUAUUAUAAUGUUUGAGUUUCAAGCAGUGUUCUCAACCAGUUCGUAUUUAGUAACUUCUUAGUCUCAGUUUUCUAAUUUUAGAUAAAAUCUUAGGGGGACAAACCCAACUUCUUAGUCUCAUAUUUCUAUUUUUUUUCUAAAUUUAAAUAGUGUUGUGUACAACAACACUAAGUGUUUACCAAUCACCCCUUUAUGAAUAAGCAACUGAGUGAGGACAUGUAUCCAGUGCCGGCUUAUAGCAUGUACUCAGCGUGCAUUUGCAAUAGAUCCUUUCUUUUUUGGCAGUUCUCUUUAAGAAAAUUAGGGUCUUUAUUUGAUAAAAACCUAUAGAUUAAGGUCUUAAAUUUUAAAUUGAUAACGACAUAACUACAUGCAAUUGGUUAAAAAAUUAGAUGCGCACAAGGACCACAAAUUCUUUGAGCCGGGCCUGCAUGUAUCAACUUGUCAUUUGUAGAAACUCACCCUUGCUCUUCAAGCCAAAACUUUUGACCCCUUGGUGGCCAAGCCAGAAAAGUAUAUAUGGUCUUUCAUUCUCUUUUGUUGACUUUUAAAUUUGAAUACAAACAAAAUCCAUUUGUUUUUUUUUUUGUUUAUCAUUGUAUAUAGGGUAAGACCUAAUCGAACUUGCUUAAAACAGUUUCUUUUCAAAAAGAAUAACAAAAAUCUUGAGGCUUAUAAAAGCCAUGCUGUGGGCCGGUGUGAUAUGAUUAUGUAUUAUCCAGAUAGUAAAAGGCAGGAUUCCUUCUGCCUUGAGGCGUUGGAUCAAUCGCAUCGUUUCAUUUGAACUCGUAAACACCGCAUGUAUGUUACGCAUGUAUGUUACUCUUCUGUCUUUCUCUACACUUUGUGUCCAUAUAUAUUUUCUUCUUUGCGUAGGUCAGUAAUCACCAAUCAUGGAUGGUUCGGACGGUUUUUGGCAUUGAUUUGAGCUUCAUGCUUUGUGCAAUUAUCAGAACAAAUAUCAUAUGGUAAACUUAACCUUGAUGCUUUCACUCCCUAUUUAUAUGUUUUUCCAACCCAUAACUACCUUGCUGAAAAAAGAAGUGAGUGGUUUACUUGCAGUUUUCAUUAUUAUUGCUAUAAAAAGAUUCACACAUCAUCGAAUUAACGAAGAAUAUGAAUGUAUAUUAAUUGUUCUCGUCUUAAGUUAUUUUUAACAAAGCCAUAACGUUUGUUCAAAAAAAAAAAAAAAACAAAGCCAUAACGUUUCAUCCUCCGACUUACAACUUAAAUGGAUCGUUGGAUAAUAAGUAGCUAUGAUCUUGGUGGGUGCUUAAGGGCCAAUGAUGAUGCAAAUUGCAAAAUAUGCCUACAUCGUCUGAUAAUGCGAAUGAUAAUAAAAUGUAUUCUGAGGCCUUUAAUUUGUAUCUUUUUCCCUUAACGAUUCACUUGACUAAGGACCAUUAUGUCAACUUUUUGUGGGGUCAAAAAUAAUAAUAAUUUGGUUUACCAAAAAUUAACACCCAUCAACUAUUUUAAAAUUUUAUAUUUAUUCACCUCUUUAAUUUUCUUAUUAUUUGAACAAAAUAUUUAACAAACCAUUUAAAAUUCCAUCGUCAUUUUCCUAAUCAUCUUUAAAUUACAUGUCCUUUUUCUCUUACAUUAGUUCUUUAUAUAAUGAACAAACACUAGUAUAAAAACCAUUGAAUGAUUGUUCAUUCACUAGUUCAUUCAAUGGUUUUUAUAUUAGUUCUUACAUUAGUUCAUUCAAUGGUUUUCAUAUUAUAUAAUGAACACAAACACUAAUGGUUUUCUCUUACAUUAGUUCUUUAUAUAAUGAACAAACACUAGUAUAAAAACCAUUGAAUGAUCGUUGGUUUUUUAUACUAAUGAUUGUUCAUUCACUAGUUUAUAUAAUGAACAAACACUAGUAAUGUUUGUUCAUUCAAUGGUUUUUAUACUAGUGUUUGUUCAUUUUCCUAAUCAUCUUUAAAUUACAUGUCCUUCCUACGUCGCCUUCACCGACUCUGAGAGGUUGAUUGGUGAUGCCGCCAAGAACCAGGUCGCCAUGAACCCCAUCAACACUGUCUUCGAUGCAAAGAGACUGAUUGGUCGAAGAUUCAGUGACUCAUCUGUCCAAAGCGACAUGAAGCUAUGGCCGUUCAAGAUCAUCCCUGGUCCUGCCGACAAACCCAUGAUCCUCGUCAACUACAAAGGCGAAGAGAAACAGUUCGCGGCCGAGGAGAUAUCUUCCAUGGUCCUCAUCAAGAUGCGUGAGAUCGCCGAAGCUUACCUUGGCGUCACCAUCAAGAACGCUGUCGUCACUGUUCCCGCCUACUUCAACGACUCUCAGCGUCAAGCCACAAAGGACGCUGGCGUCAUCGCUGGUUUGAACGUCAUGCGCAUCAUCAACGAGCCCACUGCGGCAGCCAUUGCCUAUGGUCUUGACAAGAAGGCGACGAGUGUUGGAGAGAAGAACGUCUUGAUCUUUGAUCUUGGUGGUGGUACUUUCGAUGUCUCUCUCCUCACCAUCGAGGAAGGUAUCUUUGAAGUCAAGGCUACUGCUGGAGACACUCAUCUCGGUGGGGAAGAUUUCGACAACAGGAUGGUUAACCACUUUGUUCAAGAGUUUAAGAGGAAGAGCAAGAAGGACAUUAGCGGUAACCGUAGAGCUCUGAGGAGGCUGAGGACUGCUUGCGAGAGAGCGAAGAGGACUCUUUCUUCAACCGCACAGACCACCAUUGAGAUUGACUCUCUCUUUGAGGGCAUUGAUUUCUUCUCUGCGCUUACUCGUGCUAGGUUCGAAGAGCUCAACAUGGAUCUUUUCCGCAAGUGUAUGGAGCCUGUGGAGAAGUGUUUGCGUGAUGCUAAGAUGGACAAGAGCACUGUCCACGAUGUUGUCCUCGUGGGAGGUUCCACACGUAUCCCGAAAGUCCAGCAGCUUCUCCAAGAUUUCUUCAACGGUAAAGAGCUCUGCAAGUCUAUUAACCCUGACGAGGCUGUGGCUUAUGGUGCAGCGGUUCAGGGGGCGAUUCUAAGUGGUCAAGGCAAUGAAAAAGUGCAAGACCUUCUUCUCUUGGACGUGACUCCUCUUUCUCUUGGUAUUCAAACCGUGGGUGGAGUCGUGACCACCUUGAUCGAGAGGAACACAACGAUCCCGACCAACAAGGAGCGGGUCUUCACCACCUGCUCUGACAAACAGCCAGGUGUGUUGAUCCAAGUCUACGAAGGUGAGAGAGCUAGGACCAACGACAACAACCUCCUUGGAAAAUUCACUCUCUCUGGCAUCCCUCCAGCUCCACGUGGUGUCCCUAAGAUCACGGUGUGUUUCGACAUUGAUGCAAACGGUAUUCUCAAUGUCUCUGCCGAGGACAAGACCACUGGACAAAGGAACAAGAUUACGAUCACCAACGACAAGGGUCGCUUGUCUAAGGACGAGAUCGAGAAGAUGGUGCAAGAGGCGGAGAAGUACAAGUCGGAGGAUGAGGAGCACAAGAAGAAGGUCGAAGCCAAGAAUGCUCUUGAGAACUAUGCUUACAACAUGAGAAACACCAUCCGUGAUGACAAGAUUGGUGAGAAGCUUGCUGCUGCGGACAAGAAGAAGAUUGAGGAUUCGGUUGAGGAGGCAGUCCAAUGGCUUGAUGGUAACCAAACGGCUGAAGCAGACGAGUUUGAAGACAAGAUGAGAGACUUGGAGAGUGUGUGUAACCCCAUCAUUGCAAACAUGUAUCAAUGAGGAGCUGGUCCCAAGAUUGAGGAAGUCGACUAAGCUGGUCCUUUUAAAAUUGUUUUCCCUUAAUGUCUGGAACGUCUCUAUUUUAGUGUUGUUUUGUUUAGAGUUUUGAUUUUUUUUAAGGUGCAUUUUAACUAGUAACUCUUUAAAU
This is a messenger RNA of Brassica napus (rape), 4677 nucleotides long. Its product is annotated as heat shock 70 kDa protein 1-like. Gene Ontology annotation, molecular function: heat shock protein binding; ATP binding; ATP hydrolysis activity. The transcript is spliced from 2 exons. Gene Ontology annotation, cellular component: cytoplasm. Gene Ontology annotation, biological process: protein refolding; cellular response to unfolded protein. Bases 2862 to 4529 code for a protein of 555 amino acids. The record is from RefSeq and is a predicted model, not a curated record. Lineage: Eukaryota; Viridiplantae; Streptophyta; Magnoliopsida; Brassicales; Brassicaceae.